CACUCCCAGCAGCUGAAGCGUGCAGCAUGGCUGGCCCCAGCUCCUCACCGCUUCAACUCCAGCCUGCCUGUGAAUAUCGGGGUGCUCUUUGUGCCGCAGCAAGAGGCUUGGGUGGUGGAGAGGAUGGGCAAGUUCCACCGAAUCCUUGAGCCUGGUUUGAACUUCCUCAUCCCUCUGCUGGAUCGGAUUCGUUACGUGCAGAGUCUCAAAGAAAUCGUCAUUAAUGUCCCAGAGCAGUCAGCUGUCACCCUAGAUAACGUCACCCUCCAGAUCGAUGGUGUGCUCUAUUUGCGGGUUAUGGACCCCUACAAGGCCAGCUAUGGGGUGGAAGAUCCCGAGUAUGCGGUGACCCAGCUGGCCCAGACCACCAUGAGAUCUGAACUUGGCAAACUCUCCCUCGACAGAGUCUUCCGGGAGCGUGAGUCCCUCAACGCCAACAUUGUGGAUGCCAUCAACCAGGCUUCAGACUGCUGGGGCAUCCGGUGCCUGCGCUACGAGAUCAAGGACAUCCAUGUACCCCCACGUGUGAAGGAAUCUAUGCAGAUGCAGGUGGAGGCAGAGCGACGCAAGCGGGCGACAGUGCUGGAGUCGGAGGGGACACGGGAAUCAGCUAUCAACGUGGCUGAGGGGCAGAAGCAGGCCCAGAUCCUGGCGUCAGAAGCUGAGAAAGCUGAACAGAUCAACAAAGCUGCUGGAGAAGCCAACGCCAUGCUGGUCAAGGCCAGGGCCAAGGCAGAGGCUAUUCAACUACUGGCAGCUGCUCUGGCACAGCAGCAUGGCAGUGCCGCCGCCUCUCUCUCAGUGGCAGAGCAAUAUGUGAAUGCCUUCUCCAAGCUUGCAAAAGACUCCAACACCCUCCUGCUGCCCUCCAACACUGGCGAUGUCACCAACAUGGUCGCACAGGCCCUGGCCAUCUACACCACGUUGACCAAGCCACAAGCUGUGAAGACCCAGGAUGAGGCACCUCCACCCUGUGAGGAGCCCCAGCCUCCCAUCACCGAGGUGCUCAAGGCAGAGCAAGCUGGCUCCAGCUAG
Nestor notabilis (Kea) is the source of this 1035-nucleotide messenger RNA. It is a transcript of the gene STOML2, whose product is annotated as stomatin (EPB72)-like 2. The coding region runs from base 124 to 1035 and encodes 303 amino acids. The transcript has 9 exons. The record is from RefSeq and is a predicted model, not a curated record. NCBI's taxonomy places the organism in Eukaryota, Metazoa, Chordata, Aves, Psittaciformes, Psittacidae. Gene Ontology annotation, cellular component: membrane.